AUGGAUAGCGAUGAGUAUAAAAAAGAAGUUGAAGCAAAUGUAAAGGCAGAAAAACUUUUACAGUUGCAAAACCAAACCGUACAGUAUGAAAACUUAGCACAAGAAAGUAAAAAUAACGACGCAGCCAUGCAAAGGGCAAUGAAAAGCGCAGAAUAUAUAAAAGCUAAUAAUGACUGGUUAGAUGCCCAAGCCAACGCCAAAGCAGCCCAACUUAUAGGGUCAAUAAGGACAAAAAUACAAGCGGAUGAAGACAGUUCAAAUGAAGCUUUAAUGAAUGCUGACUUUAAGAACGCCUUCGAAGCUCUUCAUAGUAAGGUGAAACUAGUGAACGACUUCUCAUCUGGAAAGAAAAUGAAGUCUGAAGGUUUCGACAAAGAGUUAAGAGAAGUAGCACAAAAUAUGACGAAAAUAACAGAUGCAGCAACGAGACAGGCAGUUCAAAGUGCCUAUGACGCCGUUAGAGCAACUGUUGUGGAAAGUCAAGAAAAAGAGUUACAACAGACCAAAACAGACCUAGUAAAUGCUUUCUUAAAAACGAAAAGUCAGGUAGGACAUUAUGCUGCAGAUGGAACAUAUGUGCCAGCUGGUGGAACUUAUAUACCACCAAACCCUCCAAGAGAAGCACCUGCACCAGGACUACCUAAAACAUUUACAUCGUCACAUGGACACAGACACAGGCAUGCACCAAAACCAACACAACAACCAACACAACAACCAACAGUUCAAAACACUGCACCACAACCAACAGUUCAAAACACUGCACCACAACCAACAGUUCAAAACACUGCACCACAACCAACAGUUCAAAACACUGCACCACAACCAACAGUUCAAAACCCUGCACAACAACAACCACAAACAGAGCAAGGACAUAAAAGAAGUAGAGAACAAGGAAACCAAGAAUUCUUAAAAAUGCUUAAGGAAGACUAUGGUUACCCAGAUACUCUUGACUUUAGUGACAGAUAUAAAGAAGCUAUUAGAAA
Trichomonas vaginalis G3 is the source of this 983-nucleotide messenger RNA. RefSeq names its product protein of unknown function, DUF4106 family. Lineage: Eukaryota; Parabasalia; Trichomonadida; Trichomonadidae. The annotation marks the transcript as partial. The transcript has a single exon. The record is from RefSeq and is a predicted model, not a curated record.